GACAAUUGAAUCGUUUGUCGAAUCUUCAUCCCUAUUCUAUCAUCCAACCAAGUAUGGGGGAACCAAUUCAGGAUAAGACACUGCCUAAUGGCGUUACUCAGCUCAGUGUGUUGCCAGAGGGACACGAUCCUUUCCAGCCUUACAAAGUGGAGCAGUUUGAUACUGGUCUGAAAUAUGACACUCUGCAAGUCCAUGGUGGUCAUCGGCCCGACAAAGAAACACAUGCCCGAGCAGUUCCUAUAUAUAACAGCGUUUCAUUCGUCUUUACCGACAGUGCCCACGCCAAAAGAGUGUGUGCAACUGAGGAAGCUGGAUAUUUCUACAGCAGGAUCUCCAACCCCACUGUGGCUGUGUUCGAGAAACGAGCCGCCGCUCUGGAAGGAGGCACGGCCGCUGUUGGUACGGCAUCUGGCCAAGCAGCAAUCUUCAACACCAUCAUUUGCCUAGCCGGGGCAGGCGACAACGUGGUGGCCUCCAUCAAUCUGUAUGGAGGUACAUACAGCCUUUUCAAAACACUGUUGCCUCGACUUGGGAUUACUGUGAAGUGGGCCAAGCAGGAAACAAAGGAGGAGUUUGCCAGACACAUCGACGAAAACACUAAAAUGUUCUUCGUCGAGAGUAUUGGCAACCCGCGUUGCAGUAUUCCUGAUCUCCAAGGACUGGCUGAUGUAGCACACGAAAACCAUAUCCCAUUUGUGGUUGACAAUACGUUCGGUGCUUGUGGCACGUGGUGCCGGCCUAUUGAGUUUGGUGCAGAUAUCAUCUUACAUUCCGCCACCAAAUGGAUGGGUGGUCACGGAACAACAGUCGGCGGAGUGAUCAUCGACUGUGGCACGUUUGAUUGGGGUGCAGCAGGCGAAAGGUUCCCUCGGAUGAUCAAGAAAGAUGGGCCAAUGAGUUUCUCAUACUGGAAAGCCUUUGGAAACAUAUCUUUCGCCAUGGCUAUGAGGAUUGACAUUUUGAUGGAGGUGGGCUCGAUUCUGAGCCCAGCCUCUGCGCAGCAACUUCUCAUCGGGAUGGAAACAUUGAGUCUGCGGUGCGAAAGACAUGCAAAGAAUACUUUGGAAAUUGCUCGCUUUUUGGAGGCACAUCCAAGAAUUGCAUGGGUCAACUAUCCUGGUCUCGAAAAAAACCAAUUUCACCAAAACGCCCAACGUUAUCUGAGAAACGGCUUUGGAGGCGUUCUCUCAUUUGGUCCAAAAGGAGGAGAUGUGGCCAGCAAAAUGCUUUUGAACUACGUUAAGGUUAUUUCUCAUCAAACCAAUGUUGGCGACUCGAAAACAUUGGCUACCCAUCCCUGGAACUCAACACAUGUUAUUAUGUCUGAAAAGGACAGGAGAGAAGCAGGAAUUACACCUGCUUUUAUCAGAUUCUCAGUUGGGACAGAGGACGUACGUGAUAUCAUUGAAGAUCUUGACCAAGCAUUGGCCAAGCUUCCGGAGAACAUUGUCAACGCCCAUGAUGAGAAACUGGAGGCUAAAGUCACAGCGGCUGCAAAUGGUAUUAUGGACACUUAUGGCGGCGGCAACGGGUACGUCGACUUUAUUGAUGCGGAUAUUUCGCUGUCUAAGUCCAAUGUUCCCUUGGGGCGUCAAACUGCAGUCGGUAACUGGUAGAUAACAAGUGCGUACUCUGUCGCACAUACAUUCAAGAUCGUUCGAUGUCCAAUUCACUCCUGCAAAGCGGGCUCAAUAGCGAUACUCAUGUCCAAUCCCAU
This is a messenger RNA of Colletotrichum destructivum, 1717 nucleotides long. RefSeq names its product Putative cys/Met metabolism, pyridoxal phosphate-dependent enzyme. Gene Ontology annotation, molecular function: pyridoxal phosphate binding; transferase activity, transferring alkyl or aryl (other than methyl) groups. The record is from RefSeq and is a predicted model, not a curated record. Lineage: Eukaryota; Fungi; Ascomycota; Sordariomycetes; Glomerellales; Glomerellaceae. Bases 54 to 1616 code for a protein of 520 amino acids. Gene Ontology annotation, biological process: transsulfuration. The transcript has 7 exons.